CCACAGUUUGCCGCGCUCUCUUCGACGACGUCCUGUUCUUCUAAUUCCUGCACAGUUGGAUUUAGCAACCUACUCGACUCAGCUUUGAUUCGGCUUCUCACCACGCACAUAGUCAUUGAUCCAGUUGUUAGUGAGAUCAAUCGUGGCUUGGCCUCCACCCAAAAUGGAAGUUUAAAUCCAGCUUUAGUGGACCCCAUAUUAAAAAAAAAUGGCUGGAAGACUCACGAGUCACUUUUAUGGUUCCUCAAUUUCUAUGGCUGGAUCUGA
Protopolystoma xenopodis is the source of this 267-nucleotide messenger RNA. NCBI's taxonomy places the organism in Eukaryota, Metazoa, Platyhelminthes, Monogenea, Polystomatidea, Polystomatidae. The record is from the annotation of a GenBank genome assembly.